Penicillium canariense is the source of this 816-nucleotide messenger RNA. RefSeq lists its product as uncharacterized. The transcript has 4 exons. Lineage: Eukaryota; Fungi; Ascomycota; Eurotiomycetes; Eurotiales; Aspergillaceae. The record is from RefSeq and is a predicted model, not a curated record. The coding region runs from base 1 to 816 and encodes 271 amino acids.
AUGUGGUAUCGGGAGAGACAAGAUAUUCGAAAUUGGAACAUCGGGGCGGCCAUUGAGACUCGUCCCACGCCACUCUGCUACCUCCAUCUGCUGCAAGGUGGCGGGGCGGCCCGCGACGUGACGGCUAAUGCCACUGCUUUCGGUUAUCGAGAUUGGGACUUUGCCUGUGUGGUAACUGGGGUCUGGUCCCGCGACCAAGAUAGAACCGAACUCGCUCGAGCUGCCGUGGGUGCAGACCUCGGGCCAGACCCCAGAGACGCCGCGCUGGCAGCCAAGGCUUUUGGGCCGAAACGGCCGCGCCUGGCUCGUCUCGAACAUAUCUCGGAUCCGCGCAAUGUGCUGGCUUACGCUUGCCCACUCCCGAAAGCGAUGAAACAGAAGCUCAUCAUUCUGGUCACAGGUGAAAGCUGCGCCGGUAAGGACUAUUGCGCCGACAUUUGGGUCUCCGUCUUCAUCUCGUGUCACAAAAGCCUCAUGGCGCGCGCAGUGAGCAUUAGCGAUGUGGCUAAGAGAGAAUAUGCGGCGGCUACUGGUGCCGACCUGACCCGCCUGCUUCAGGACCUGAACGGCGCCGUAGAUGUGGAUGUGCUGCUAAUCACAGGGAUGAGAGAUGAGGCGCCGGUCGCGGCCAUGUCGCAUUUGGUGCCAGACAGCAGACUGCUUGAGGUUCGCGUGCAAGCCAGCGAAGAGACGCGGCGGGCUCGUAAAGGCUGCCCCUACGAUGAUGGUGACGACAAUGAGGAAAACGAGGACGACAAAGAAUGGCUCAAAUUGGAGGGCCUUAGACUACCGCCCAAGUCUGAUCUUCGACAAUGA